AUGAACUCGGUGCUCGAAUAUCUGCCCGCUGGCGAGGGCUUGCUGCCGAAAUGGAUCUUCUUCAUCUCGGUCGUAUCGCUCGGUAACAGCAUUCAAGCCUAUUUGUCCCUCGGUCCCACACAAAAGGUGUACUGUGGUUCUAAAUCGAUCCCCGCUGGCGUACCUGCCAACACCGUCCCCAGCGCAUCACCCGUCACACCUCUGUCAGCUCGCACCUUCGGUACCUGGACCGCAAUCACUGCUAUCGUCCGUCUAUAUGCCGCCUACAACAUCACAACCAAGCCCAUGUUCGAGCUGGCUUUCUGGACAUACGUUGUCGCAUUCACACAUUUCAUGUCGGAGUGGCUGAUCUUUGGAUCCACGAGAUGGGGCAAGGGUCUUGCUGGUCCGGCCAUCGUCGCAACCACUUCCUUGAUCUGGAUGUGGACACAAUGGGACUACUACGUCAAGGCUUGA
Molecule: messenger RNA, 456 nt
Organism: Aureobasidium pullulans EXF-150
Lineage: Eukaryota; Fungi; Ascomycota; Dothideomycetes; Dothideales; Saccotheciaceae
Product: ergosterol 28
Exons: 2
Coding region: 1-456 (151 amino acids)
Cellular component (GO): membrane; endoplasmic reticulum
Molecular function (GO): protein-macromolecule adaptor activity
Source: RefSeq, a predicted model, not a curated record